AUGUCCUGCUACGACCUGUGCCUGCCCUCCUCCUGCGGCCCCCGGCCACUGGCCACCAGCUGCAGUCAGCCCUGCUUCCGCCGCUGCGGGGACUCCACUGCGGUCAUCCAGCCCCCCACUGUCAUGGUCACCCUGCCCGGGCCCAUCCUCAGCUCCUACGUGCAGAACACGACCGUGGGAUCCACAGCGUCGGCAGCAGUCGGGAGCUACCUCCGGUGCUGCGGGAUCCCCGUGGCCCCUGCUGGUCCCCUGGGGCUGGGGAAGGUGGGACUGCUAUGCCUGGGUACUGGGCUGUAG
Molecule: messenger RNA, 297 nt
Organism: Acanthisitta chloris (rifleman)
Lineage: Eukaryota; Metazoa; Chordata; Aves; Passeriformes; Acanthisittidae
Product: beta-keratin-related protein-like
Exons: 1
Coding region: 1-297 (98 amino acids)
Cellular component (GO): intermediate filament
Molecular function (GO): structural constituent of cytoskeleton
Source: RefSeq, a predicted model, not a curated record